GUACUAAAUCAAACUUCUCGACUUGAAAUACAACUGUUAGAGAAUUCAUUAUCAACAUACAAGCUAGAGAAGCAGCUUCUUCAACAGACAAAUGAAAUCCUAAAGAUUCAUGAGAAAAACAGUUUAUUAGAACAUAAAAUCUUAGAAAUGGAGGGAAAGCACAAGGAAGAGUUGGACACCUUAAAAGAAGAGAGAGAGAAUCUUCAAGUCUUGGUUACUCGUCAAACAUAUAUUAUCCAGGAACUGGAGAAACAAUUGAACAGAGCCACCAACAAUAACAGUGUCCUUCAGAAGCAGCAGCUGGAGCUGAUGGACACUGUGCAUAACCUUGUCAGCCUUUGCACUAAAGAAGGUGUUUUACUAAAGGGAGGAAAAAAAGAGGAAGAGAAACCAUUUAGAGACUGUGCAGAUGUAUAUCAAGCUGGUUUUAAUAAAAGUGGAAUCUACACUAUUUAUAUUAAUAAUAUGCCAGAGCCCAAAAAGGUAUUUUGCAAUAUGGAACUUAAUGGGGGAGGUUGGACUGUAAUACAGCAUCGUGAAGAUGGAAGUCUGGAUUUCCAAAGAGGUUGGAAAGAAUAUAAAAUGGGUUUUGGAAAUCCCUCUGGUGAAUACUGGCUGGGGAAUGAGUUUAUUUUUGCCAUAACCAGUCAGAGACAGUACACACUAAGAAUCGAGCUGAUGGACUGGGAAGGAAACCGAGCCUAUUCACAGUAUGACCGGUUCCACAUAGGAAACGAAAAGCAAAACUACAGGUUGUAUUUAAAAGGUCACACCGGGACAGCAGGAAAACAGAGCAGCCUGAUCUUACACGGUGCUGAUUUCAGCACUAAAGAUGCAGAUAAUGACAACUGUAUGUGCAAAUGUGCCCUCAUGCUAACAGGAGGCUGGUGGUUUGAUGCUUGUGGCCCAUCCAAUCUAAAUGGAAUGUUCUAUACUGCUGGACAAAACCAUGGAAAACUGAAUGGGAUAAAGUGGCACUACUUCAAAGGGCCCAGUUACUCCUUACGUUCCACAACUAUGAUGAUUCGACCUUUGGACUUUUGAAGGAAAAUGUGGAAAGCAGUCAUAACAGCAACAAAGAAAUCUGUAGAAGCUACCAGAAAAGAAACUGCUUGAAAACUUCUGAAGCAAACAAUAUUGUCUCCUUUCCAGCCACAGGUGGCAUUUAUGUGAAGUCACCAAGGUUCUUGACUGUGGAUUUGGAGCCUUUAGAGUUCACAAAAGUCUCUAGAUGGGAUUAAUCAUGUUCAUAAGGCUUGACUGUGGAGAAUGCCACUCACUGUCAUGUUUUAAAAGGGAAGAAACUUCUCAGUUCACUGUGCUUCAAACUACUACUGGAUCUUAUUUUUAGAACUAUGGUAGCCAGAUGAUAAAUAUGGUUAAUUUCAUAUAAAAACUGAAGAAGAAGAAGAGGAAGAGGAGGAGGAAGGGAAG
Messenger RNA from Hyaena hyaena (striped hyena), 1434 nucleotides. It is a transcript of the gene ANGPT1, whose product is annotated as angiopoietin 1. The coding region runs from base 148 to 1044 and encodes 298 amino acids. Lineage: Eukaryota; Metazoa; Chordata; Mammalia; Carnivora; Hyaenidae. The record is from RefSeq and is a predicted model, not a curated record. The transcript is spliced from 7 exons. Gene Ontology annotation, molecular function: receptor tyrosine kinase binding. Gene Ontology annotation, biological process: Tie signaling pathway; angiogenesis.